This is a messenger RNA of Acanthoscelides obtectus, 276 nucleotides long. The record is from the annotation of a GenBank genome assembly. Lineage: Eukaryota; Metazoa; Arthropoda; Insecta; Coleoptera; Chrysomelidae.
AUGAUUUUGACGAUUUACGUGUUCAACAAACGAAAAAUAAUUCUAAUACUGUCGAUUCCGGGAUUCCCCACGCGGUCCGUUUGGCUCGCUAAAAGUAGGUUUCCGACGGUAACGCCCAGCCGGGUAAGGCCGCGUGUAAACCAUACUGCUAAAAGCAUUUUGAGAAAAUUACUGGCGAGAAUUUUCUCCACGAGAAUAUUCUCGUUCUCGAGAAUAUAUGUUUUGAGAAUAUUCUCGCUCACAUCACUAAAUUUAUUCAAUGCCCCGUUAAUCUGA